Molecule: messenger RNA, 1266 nt
Organism: Acyrthosiphon pisum (pea aphid)
Lineage: Eukaryota; Metazoa; Arthropoda; Insecta; Hemiptera; Aphididae
Exons: 4
Coding region: 1-1266 (421 amino acids)
Cellular component (GO): nucleus
Molecular function (GO): DNA binding
Source: RefSeq, a predicted model, not a curated record
AUGGAAAAGUUAUUCAUUGAUUUUCAUGGAAAUCACCUAUCAAAAGAAGAUGGGAAUAUACAAACCACUAGUGUUAUGCAUAUUGAAAACGAUCGCUUGCCGUCAAUAAAUAUUCUAUACAGAGAUAUGCCUAAAUUGUGGCUAUCUUUAUCUAAAAAAGCUCAAAAAAAACAUGUCGAAGUUAUGCGAAAAUACGAUAAAGGAUGUGUUCCAUGGAGUUCACUUAAAGAUUUUUUGAAACGUGAUAAUGUUGAAUUAGUUCCAAAAAUGGGAAGACCAUAUGCACUUACAUCAGACCUUGAAAUACAAAUAUUAAACUAUAUCAUAAAGAUGCAAGAACUUGGCUUUGGUUUGACUGUGUUACAGGUAAGAAAAAUAGCUCACAAAAUAGCCACUGCAGCUGGACGUGGAUCUUAUUUCAAUGAAGAUAAUGAAUCUGCUAGCAAGUGGUGGUGGGUGAAUUUCAAAAAGAGGUAUAAACUUACACUUAGAGUUCCUGAAAAUCUUGCUGCUUAUAGGGCAUCGAUGGCUAACAGUCAUAUGAUCAGUGAUUUUUAUUCAAAACUUGAUUCAUUAAUGAUACAAUUAGGUAUUAAAGAUAUGACUGACCGUUUUUGGAAUUGUGAUGAAACUGGACUAUCUUAUGUGGAAAAAAGCCUAAUAAAGACUUAUGCUGAUCGUGGAGAAACGCAUACACUUUUAGGAUGUGUAUGUGCUAAUGUGUCAUGGAUUCCACCUUUAAUUAUAUUCAAAGGCAUUAGAUGGAACGAUAAUCUUAAAACCGAUUGUUUACCAAACUGUAUGGUAAAAUUAUCUCCAAAAGGAUGGAUUAAUAGUGACUUAUUUUUGGAAUGGUUUAAAUUUUUUAUUGAUACUAUUCCAAGUGAACGACCUGUGAUAUUAUUCAUGGAUUCACAUGCAUCACACAUUAAUAUGGAUGUUAUAUCACUUGCUAAAGAAAAUGAAAUAUAUUUAUUUACAUUUCCAGCUCAUACUAGCCAUUUAUUACAACCACUAGAUGUAGGAGUAUACAAGCCACUUAAGUCAAACUGGGCCACUAGCUUAAAUGACUUUAUGAGGGAAAAUCCUGGAGAAAAACCAAAUCGGACAACUUUUCAUACAAUAUUGAAUCCAGCAUUUAUUAAAAGCUUUUCUAAAAAAAAUAUAGAAAAUGCAUUUAAAAAAAGUGGCAUUUGCCCUUUAAAUAAAAAUGCCAUUCCUCCUGAAGCAAUAGCUCCAUCUCAAUUGACAAACAGAGAUAAUUAA